CGACAUUUCGACAUUCAACAUUCUACAUUCUAUAUUUUACUUUCGACUUACUAGUUACACUACUUAGUAUUCUACCUAAUCCUCCAAGAUCACUCGACCUGACCAUCGAGUGGAUUUCCUCACUUCUUCAUUCCUUAUCCCCCACCUAACUCUACUACUCUUGUAUGCUCCGGUACCGCCAAUUAUUCAAGAUGGCCGAAACUGCUGCGAAGAAGGUCAAGACCUCCUCUCCCUUGAUCGGAACUCACAACGGUCACUUCCACGCCGACGAGGCCCUUGCCGUUUACCUUCUCCGUCUUCUGCCCACAUACUCAUCCUCUCCCCUCCUCCGGACCCGGGAUCCCGCCCAACUCGCUACCUGCCAUACCGUGGUCGACGUGGGCGGAGAAUACGACCCCGCCAACAACCGCUAUGAUCACCACCAGCGUACUUUCGCCACCACCUUCCCCAACCGCAACACCAAGCUCUCCUCGGCAGGACUAGUUUACAUGCACUUUGGUCGGGCCAUCAUCGCCCAACACACCUCGUUGCCCCUGGACCAUGAGGACGUUACCCUGUUGUACGAGAAGCUGUACACCGAUUUCAUCGAAGCUGUUGAUGCCAACGACAACGGUAUCUCCGCUUACGACCCCGCCGCCAUCUCCGCCGCCAACAUCGAGAAGCGCUUCAAGGACGGCGGAAUCACGAUUGCCUCCGUGGUUGGUGAUAUGAACAACCCGGACCCCACCUGCCCCCCCGGGGAGCCUCAGGACGAGGAUAGUCUGUUCGCCCGGGCUAGCACGUUCAUUGGAAACGUCUUUGCUCGCAAGUUGCACCAUGCCGCUUCCUCCUGGCUGCCUGCGCGCACAACCAUCGGUGCGGCUUACCGUUCCCGUCGGGAUGUCAACGCGUCGGGUCGGAUCAUCGUCUUGCCUCAGGGUGGUAUGCCCUGGAAAGAGCACCUCUACAACUUCGAGAAGGAAGCUUCGGGAUCCAACGAGAUCAGUGCUGAUGACCAGGUCUACUAUGUCCUGUAUCCUGAGAGUGCCACCGAGGGGUCUAAGUGGCGUGUGCAGUGCGUCUCCGAAAACGAGGGUAGCUUCGUGUCCCGCAAGCCUCUGCCGGAGGCGUGGCGGGGUGUCCGCGAUGCCGACCUCGAUGGCGUUAUGGCAGCGGAGGCUGAGAAAUCAGGAAAGCCCAAGGUUCCCGAAGGUGCGGUCUUCGUCCACGCCAGUGGCUUCAUCGGUGGUCACCAGACGAAGGAGGGCGCUCUUGCUAUGGCCAUCCGUGGAUUGGAGUAAAGAGUUGAGUUGCAAUUAACGACAGGUAUGCACUUCUGGUCACGACGGUAAGGGGUUUUGAUAAGAGUUCAUCUAAAAGUCAUAUUGUUUGGAAAGCAGUGAUGUCCUAGGAGUCUUCUAUCGUAGCCCUUUAGACCACCUCUUCAUAAUGCGACGUUGGAUUGCAGGCCGAUGUCGCACCUGCCAUGCACGCCCACCUAUUUCAAUACCUGGCCUGGCAGGUUCCAUUCGACCUUACUGAUCCCUCCAUUGCCCAUCAGCCACAACGUCUUCAGCUCAGGGCCAGUCCAGGCGAAGUUCUGUACCGUGUAAUUGGUUUGAAUCGUCAAG
This is a messenger RNA of Aspergillus ibericus CBS 121593, 1610 nucleotides long. Its product is annotated as MYG1 family protein. NCBI's taxonomy places the organism in Eukaryota, Fungi, Ascomycota, Eurotiomycetes, Eurotiales, Aspergillaceae. The transcript has 2 exons. The coding region runs from base 165 to 1280 and encodes 371 amino acids. Gene Ontology annotation, cellular component: cytoplasm; nucleus. The record is from RefSeq and is a predicted model, not a curated record.